AUGGAAAGCACAGUCCAGACUGUUGAAGAGAAAGCUACUGAAAUUAGCAGUUCAGAAAUGUCUUUACUAAGAGAAAGCAAGAGCCAAGAGAAUCAGAGAUGCGCCAGUAUUUUCUAUAAUGUCCUUUCACAAGAGAUUAAAAAUGGCCCUUUGGAUUCAGAUUCUAGUGAAGAUUUCAAAUAUGACGAGUUUAUAUUAUCUUUUAAAAAUCCAAAACAUGCUAUAUUAGCGCAGAAACUUAAGUAUUCGAGAUUUUUUAAAUGAGAAGAGAUAUUGUUAUUUGAAACCCACAAUAGAAAUAGGCACAUUUUGGAUUUUAUGAAUGUCUCUUUUCCAAGCCAAGCAAAUGGUUUAUAUAUUUGCUCUUCAAAUGUAUCAAGGCUGGCAAGAUCUACUUACUUUGCAGCAUUGAUUAAAAUAAGCUCAAAAGUUAUUUGAAAUGCUGAAUUUGGAAGUUUCUUAUUUAACUCGUCUCAAUUGAAGAGGUUGAUGGCAGCUUACAGACAUGUAAAAUCCUUGUCUUUGAAAUAUUGUAAGUUGUCAAUUCCAAGUGUUCCUGACUUCUCAAGGGCUCUUAGAAAUUGUCAGAUUAAGUCUAUUGAUUUAUUAGGAUCAGGAGGGUCUUGCUCAAGUGAUUGGGCGAAUCACUUCGAUGAGUUCGAUCAUUUGAUACAAGGGUUGGCAAGCUCAAAAGAUUUAAAACUCAAUCUCAGAAGCAUAACCAUCUACAACUGUGGGAUAGAAUUAAAUAAAGCCCAAGAGAUAUUUAGGCAAAACCAACUAGUAGAAGUGCAAAUAAUUGGUUAAGAUCGAAAUAAUGCAAAUUUUGUAGUUUCUAGUAGCCUUGUAGUGGCCCUUUUUGUUCCCUUCUUAAUUCAUAAUAAUAUAUAUU
Molecule: messenger RNA, 892 nt
Organism: Moneuplotes crassus
Lineage: Eukaryota; Ciliophora; Spirotrichea; Euplotida; Euplotidae
Source: the annotation of a GenBank genome assembly